AUGUUCUGGCUAAUCCUUUCGGGUUCGCUCUCAUGUGCAGUGGCCUUAGCCUUGGGGUCGCAUCAUGCCAGCCAACCACCGCUUACCCGAUCAUUAUAUGCCGUUUCGGCGGAACCCUCUAUAUUUCCCACCACUUCCUCCCCCGCGGCUUGGGUCACUCCAGCACACGACCAACUUCUCUUCACCGCGCAGGCGCCCUCAAACACUGGCAUCGAUUCGGUACCCUCGAGUGUGAUCGUUCCUGUCCAACCCAGCAGCACUCAACACCAGUCUCCAUAUGAAACGGUGACCGGAAAGGCCUUGGAGGCAGAAGAGCAGAUGGGUCCCGUCAAGACAAAGGCCACCAUUGGUGUGCUGUCGACUAUAAUAUUUUACAUGUGCGCCAACAGCAUCCUGCGGGCAACACGCCCAGAGGUAUUCAUUUGGCAAGACGAAGACCGAGAGGAGUCCAGUUGGAUCGCUACCUCCCGGUAUUGGCUCGACAGGAAAUGCUGUCGCUGGCUGGGAGUCUGCGGUGCCUUCCACAUGCACUACAUCUCAGAGCACGACAAGUUUGGCCAUCGUCCCUCGAUAAAUCACAGAGAACGCUUGGUGGUUCCCACCCCCGACUGGGACUGGCAACAUGCCUGGAGUGAGGGCAAUGACCGACCUGAAGACUGGACUCACGAUGAACGGGUGCUGAGGGAGAUCCCAGACUACGUCUUGGAAUAUGCUCCUCUGGUUCACCUCUUCUCGGGGGAACAGUUCUGGCCGUGUGACAUUGCUGAGCACCUCUACCACGUCACCCCGACCUUGAACUAUACCCCGGUCCAGUCCGAGCAACAACACCCGUCCCUUCAGAACUUGGACGAUCUCAAUGAGUGGGAAAAUGGCCGGUGGGUGUAUCUGACUAGCAACGACAACGUGGAAGAACGGCCAGACUGGUUGGAGGGAGAGAAGAACAUCCCAACCGGACCGUCGAGACCAGAUGACCCAUUCGAAGACAACGAGGGUUGGGUCCACAAACCAGGAAGGACAUAUCUCCAAGGUGUGAAGAAUGCAUUGGACGACGCGAAAGAAUGGUUUGCACCAGACUUGGAUGGUUUCGAGGAAAGUGAUGAUUUUCAAAUGACCGCCUCGGGCCAAUCAGAGCAGACACAGGCCGCACGCCGAGUUCACCAUGAAUUGAGACGCUCAACUGCAGAUCAUGCGCCGCCCGACAGGAUUCGAGGGGGCCGGAGUGACGCACCUGCUGUCCUCGUCACCGUCAACAAGGGCCAUGGCAUCGUCGACGCCUUUUGGUUCUUCUUCUACAGCUUCAACUUGGGGAACGUGGUACUCAAUGUGCGAUUUGGCAAUCACGUGGGCGACUGGGAGCACACCGCCAUUCGCUUUCAACACGGGAAGCCCAAAGCUGUUUUCUUCAGUGAGCACAAUUUCGGGUCCGCCUACAGCUACGAAGCUGUGGAGAAAAUCGGGAAGCGACCCAUCAUCUAUUCCGCUUAUGGCACUCAUGCCAUGUAUGCAACUCCCGGCACACACCCUUACAUUCUGCCAUGGGGUAUCCUUCAUGACCUGACUGACCGCGGCCCCCUAUGGGAUCCGGCUUUGAAUUCGCACGCUUAUACAUACGAUUACAAGAACGACACACUGCGGGCAUCGAACCGCACGCCGACCGCCCCUACCAACUGGUUCAACUUUGCCGGACGCUGGGGGGAUAAGUUCUACCCUCUGGGUGAUAAACGGCAAUAUAGAUUCGCCGGACAAUAUCACUAUGUCAACGGCCCGCUCGGCCCUAAAUUCAAGAACCUGGGGCGGAAGAAGAUCUGCCAGGGGCCAGAAACCGCUCCGUGUGUGGUCAAGAACUGGCUGAGCAGUGGAGAUAAGAUUGGCCAUUUACGUCUGUCCACUCUGGAAGAAGAGGAGGGCGACAACGAUCUAUAG
This is a messenger RNA of Cladophialophora psammophila CBS 110553, 1923 nucleotides long. RefSeq lists its product as uncharacterized. The record is from RefSeq and is a predicted model, not a curated record. The transcript has a single exon. Lineage: Eukaryota; Fungi; Ascomycota; Eurotiomycetes; Chaetothyriales; Herpotrichiellaceae. Bases 1 to 1923 code for a protein of 640 amino acids.